Molecule: messenger RNA, 918 nt
Organism: Fusarium fujikuroi IMI 58289
Lineage: Eukaryota; Fungi; Ascomycota; Sordariomycetes; Hypocreales; Nectriaceae
Product: related to 2`-hydroxyisoflavone reductase
Exons: 1
Coding region: 1-918 (305 amino acids)
Molecular function (GO): oxidoreductase activity
Source: RefSeq, a predicted model, not a curated record
AUGUCUUCGCCAUUUAAGAACAUUCUCAUCGUCGGAGCCACUGGCUCAAUCGGCUCCAUCAUGCUAGACGCCCUUGUCAAAGAACCUUCUUUCACAGUCUCCGUCCUACAGCGCUCAUCCUCCAAGGGCAAGCUCCCAUCAAACGUCAAUGUCAUUAAAAUCGAUGAUUCAUACCCAACUCAAGCUCUUGUCUCUGCUUUCACAGGCCAAGACGCUAUUGUCAACUGCAUGACCUCUUUAGCCGUCGCUGAUCAACUCCGCUUCGUGGACGCUGCAGUCGCUGCCAAAGUGAAGCGCUACGUUGCUUCCGAGUAUGGUCUCAACAACAACAACCCUGACGCAAGAGCCUUGAACUCGGUGUUCCGAGAGAAGGGCCAAGUGCAGGAUCAUCUCCGCUCCAAGGAAUCCACUGGCCUGGAGUGGAUGGCCAUCGCUUGCGGCAUGUGGCUCAAGUGGAGUGCCGUACAUGAUUUUCUAGGAAUGCACAUCAAGGACAAGAGAUUCGUCAUCUGGGAUGAUGGAGAGGGCUGGUUCAGCUGUACCACUGAAGCCAACACGGCUCUUGCUAUGGUCAACGCCCUAACCAAGAAAUGGGAAGAGACCAAGAACAGAAUUGUUUGGUUGAGUGACUUUGCUAUCACCCAGAAUAUGCUCCUUGAGACCAUUGAGCGAGUUAGUGGGGAAAAGCUGAGUGUUGAGAAGAUUGAUAGCGAGAAGACGAUCAAAGAAAACCAGGCUGCGGUGGCAGGUGGUGAUCCUUACGCUGUUUACAAUCUUAUCGAGACGGGUUUCGUUACGGGACGGUUUGGAGGGCAUCUUGAGAAGGAAGGGGAGAUCAUGAAUGAUUUGUUGGGUCUGCCGAAGCAGGACUUUGAGGAGGUUGUUCGUGCCGCUUUAAAGGCUGUUGAAGAGUCAUGA